AUGGACACAGCAAGCACAGCCAGCUCCUCCGAUUCGGGCCGGCGCAGGCGUCACCACUCGGGCGAUGAGCGCUCCAGCAAGAAGCGCAAGCACGACAGCAAGCACCUCAAUGGCGGCCACGAGCGUCGUGGCAGCAUAAGCGCACCAGCCCGUGACCCGCGAGAUAUCCCCGCCGAGAGGCCCAAGAAGAAGUCCAAGAAGGCCAAGCAGCAGGGCAACAGAAUAUCCACGAUCCGCGAAGAGGCCGAUCAGCAGCAGCACGACGAGGCCGCCAGCGCCAAGGCGACAGCAACGCCGCCCGGCACGAUCACGCGCUCCCCAAGCCCCGUCAUCGACUUUGAUGGCCUUUCAAGACCGAGCAGGGGCACACGCGAGAGGUUGGAGGAGACAAAAGAGCAGGCCGAUAAGCGCUUGGCUAAGAUGUGCGACGCCGUGCGGACAAUUCUGGAGUGUGUCGGCGAGGAUGUCGAUAGGGAGGGCCUGCUGGCGACGCCAGCAAGGUAUGCCAAGGCCAUGCUGUUCCUCACCAAGGGUUACCAACAGAAUGUGCGGGAUAUUGUCAACGGGGCCAUCUUCGAGGAGGGCCACAAUGAGAUGGUCAUCGUGAAGGAUAUUGAGAUCUUCAGCAUGUGCGAGCAUCACCUGGUGCCAUUUACAGGCAAGAUGCACAUCGGCUACAUUCCUGACAAGAACGUUAUCGGCAUAUCGAAACUGCCCCGAAUCGCAGAGCUUUUCGCCCGCCGCCUCCAGAUCCAGGAGCGUCUGACUAAGGAGGUCGCCAACGCCAUCAUGGAGGUCCUGAAGCCGCAGGGUGUCGCGGUGGUUAUGGAGUCCAGCCAUCUGUGCAUGGUCAUGCGCGGCGUGGAAAAGACUACCGCAAGCACCAUCACGAGCUGCGUUCUGGGCUGUUUUGAGCGCAAGGAGAAGACAAGGAAUGAGUUCCUGAACCUGAUCGGUAUCAACAGGUAA
Molecule: messenger RNA, 969 nt
Organism: Cryphonectria parasitica EP155
Lineage: Eukaryota; Fungi; Ascomycota; Sordariomycetes; Diaporthales; Cryphonectriaceae
Product: GTP cyclohydrolase I
Exons: 2
Coding region: 1-969 (322 amino acids)
Biological process (GO): tetrahydrofolate biosynthetic process; tetrahydrobiopterin biosynthetic process
Cellular component (GO): cytoplasm
Molecular function (GO): GTP cyclohydrolase I activity; GTP binding; zinc ion binding
Source: RefSeq, a predicted model, not a curated record